UUUUGUAUAAAAUGCGUCAGGAUGAUGGCGAAAGGACAGUUUCAAUUCAGUAUUUGAUAUAAAAAUAUUCCAUCAAACAAACAAACAAAUAAAACAUGAAUUUCCUUGUUGUUUUUGUUUUUACUUUCGUUGCUUUUGCAAAUGCUGCUGAUGUUUUCAGUCCACAAUUUAGGGAAAAACUAAUCCAAAGAGUGCAAGAAGUUGGAAUGAAAUGCGCUGAGCAAGAAAAAGCCAAUGGCGAUGACAUUGGGCAAUUAAUGGCAAGGCAAAAUCCGACCAGAAAAGAAGGCAAAUGUUUAAUUGCGUGUUUCAAUCAAGCAUUUGGUGCUCAAGACAAAGAUGGUAAAUUCACGAAAGAAGGAAUUGCCAAGUCACUGGAACCAUUCAAGAAAGAAAACGAAGGUGUAUACAAUACCCUGGUCAAAUUGAUGGAUGAUUGCUUCAAAGAAGUAAAAUCUGCUGAUCGUUGUGAAGCCGCAGCUGAAAUGGGCGCUUGUUUCAACAAAAAUGCUGACAAAGCCGGUUUGAAAGCGGACAUGGUUCUAUAAUUUCACGGAAUAGAAGAUAACUCGGUAUUGAACAAUGAAUUGUAUAAACUAAUAAAGCAAUAUAAUAAAUUUUGACCGUUAAAGAA
Messenger RNA from Dalotia coriaria, 634 nucleotides. Its product is annotated as general odorant-binding protein 28a-like. Gene Ontology annotation, molecular function: odorant binding. NCBI's taxonomy places the organism in Eukaryota, Metazoa, Arthropoda, Insecta, Coleoptera, Staphylinidae. Bases 96 to 548 code for a protein of 150 amino acids. The transcript has 5 exons. The record is from RefSeq and is a predicted model, not a curated record.